Lutra lutra (Eurasian river otter) is the source of this 1152-nucleotide messenger RNA. RefSeq lists its product as uncharacterized. NCBI's taxonomy places the organism in Eukaryota, Metazoa, Chordata, Mammalia, Carnivora, Mustelidae. The record is from RefSeq and is a predicted model, not a curated record. Bases 169 to 1080 code for a protein of 303 amino acids. The transcript has 7 exons.
AGCCGGCUAGCGAGAGGGCGCCACGAGGUGCGGGGUCGUCCUGAUGGGGACGACGGGGGCGACCAACCGCCAGGACCUUUCUCUAGCUAACCUUCCGCGUCCUGCCCCCGGCCUGGUUUGGAAGGGGCGUCCCGCCGCGCCGCCCGGGCCGCCUGCAGCCCCUCUGGGAUGGAGGUCCUGGACGAGUUCGACAGCGAGUUACCCCAGAGUGUGACCUUCUGCCAGCUCAUUUCCGAGGAGGACUUCGAGAGGCAGGCGGCCACCCACACGGAGCGCGCGCUGCGCCGCCUUUUCCGCAGCAUCGACCGCAACCCCGCGCUGGCCGAGAGGGUGGUGCGCAAGGGCAAGCUGGCCGAGUACGAGGGGCGCGGGCUCCUCUCCUUCCUCUGGGCCAAGUUCUUCUGUGCAGUUCAGGGGGAGCUGAAUUGUUGCAACAGCAUGGGUGCCCUGGAGAUGCACCAGCGCCUAGAGCAGCUGAAGAGGGGGAUCCACCGCGUGCACCUCUACUCCCAGGAUGCCAAGAAGAAGAGAAGAAAGCCAAAACUGAAGAAACCGGAACCCAUCCUCUUGAGAGACCGAUCAACCUCCCCAUGCCUGCCACCAGCCCUGCUGCCACCUCCCCCACUGCCGUCACCUGCCACCACCAUGGCCUCCGUGGUGGCCCCAUCGCCUCCUGUCUACACUAUGCCUAGGGUCUUUGGUCCCUUCCUUCCGCUGCCCAGCAAGUCGAUGGAGAAGUUGGAGGUUGCAAGGUCAGAAGUGAAACUGAACUGGGCUGGCCUGUCAUCGAACCCAAAGAGACACAUGGUUGAUCUGACCCCCUUGGUCCUCAAUCCCGGAGGCUUCCAUUUCUCGUACCUGGCUGGAAACAGUGCGCACAAGCUCCACUGCCCUGGCUUCCCCUGGACCUCGGCUUGUAGUGGCUCCCCCAAGACCGAAGAGACACCACUCUCUCCUGUGAAGGCCUCCAUCUUCACCCCGCCUGUCUUGCUCAAGUUCCAGCCUGUGCCAAGACCUAAAGAUGACUCUGAGAACGACCCCAGCAGCACAGAGUCUGUGCCUCCCAAGAGGGGCCCAUAACCUCUUCCCUACAGACCAUGGCUAGAGGAGUGAAUAAAGUUCCUGUGGAGGUGCUUGCUUGUGCUGGGCUCC